Molecule: messenger RNA, 4206 nt
Organism: Trichogramma pretiosum
Lineage: Eukaryota; Metazoa; Arthropoda; Insecta; Hymenoptera; Trichogrammatidae
Exons: 18
Coding region: 1-4206 (1401 amino acids)
Biological process (GO): postsynaptic membrane assembly; presynaptic membrane assembly; neuron cell-cell adhesion
Cellular component (GO): synapse; cell surface; postsynaptic membrane
Molecular function (GO): signaling receptor activity; neurexin family protein binding
Source: RefSeq, a predicted model, not a curated record
AUGCUCCUCUGGCUGCUGUUGCUGCUGUUGAAUUCGAGACCGACCCUCCAAGAGCAGCAUCGAGACUUUUAUCGAGGCGAGGCUCGCAAUCAAUACGGACAUCGACUGGCCAGCAGCAACGCAGCCGGUGCCACCACAGGCGGCCAUCACGGGGCGCGGACACGCGAGAUCCAAGUCAAGUACGGCCGACUGCGUGGCACCGUCGUACAGCCACGAGCCGAAGGUCUUCAAUUGGUCGACGUUUUUCUCGGAGUGCCUUACGCCGAGCCACCGAUAGGCCAGCACCGUUUCGAACCACCGACCACGCAGACGCCAUGGACGGGAGUCCGCCACUUCGACAGGUUCGCCCCGGUUUGCCCGCAGGUGCUGCCCAACAUGGAGGAGGAGAUCGACUCGACGAGGCACAGGUACCUGAAAAAGCUGCUGCCCUACCUGCAGAACCAGAGCGAGGAUUGCCUGUACUUAAAUAUUUACGCGCCUCAUCAGAACAACAGCCAGAAAAACAAUUUGGAAAGGUACCCGGUGAUGGUGUUCGUGCACGGCGAGAGCUACGAGUGGAACAGCGGAAAUCCAUACGACGGCACGGUGCUGGCGGCUUACGGCAACGUUAUUUUCGUUACCGUCAACUUCCGAUUGGGGAUUUUGGGUUUCUUGCGACCCGGAACCAAAGACGAAACGGCCAGCAACUUCGGUCUGCUCGACCAAAUAGCCGCGCUCGCCUGGCUCAAGGACAACAUCGGCCAAUUCGGCGGAGAUCCGGCGAGCAUUACGCUGCUCGGCCACGGCACCGGUGCAGUCUUCGUCAAUUUGCUGCUGCUCAGCCCCAUCAACGCCGGUCUCUUCAAACGAGCCGUCUUGAUGUCUGGAUCGGCUCUUAAUCCAGAUGCCAUUGGCAAAGCCCCGCUGCAAAUCACAAAACAGGUCGCUUACGCGCUCAACUGUCCGCAAGUCAGCGACGAGGAGCUGUCGGCCUGCCUGAAGAAUCGCUCGGUGCAGGAUUUGCUCAACGUCAAGAUUCACAAGCCCAAGUUCGUGCCCGCGUUCGCGCCACUGGUCGACUCGGCCGUCAUACCGGACAAACCAGGCAAUUUAAUGAAGAAUGCCGAGCGUCUCUCCAGAUUCGACCUGAUGUACGGCGUGACGGAGCUGGAAAAAUUCAAUUUGCUGCCUGGGCUCGCGCUGCUCGAAGGAUUAUCCAGCGCCAGGCGGGACGAAUUCAUUCGCGAAAGCGUCAAAGCGAGCCACGAACUCGAGCCCGAGCUGAUUCUGCGCAAAGUUCUCGAGCACUACGGCAGGGACGAAGACGAGAGGAGCGGCAGAGGCAGCGGUGGCGUCGGCAGCAGCAGCAGCGGCGACACGCGCCAGCGUAAUCGAGACUUAGCGCUCCAAGUGGUCUCGGACAGCGGAAUCGUGGCGCCUCUCGUAGCUACGGCUAAUAUGCACUCCAGAGCCAAUCCCAAAAGCUACAUGUACGUGUUUUCGCAUCCCAAAUCCAUUAGGGACAAACUUUCUCUCGAUAUCAACGAGCAGAUCCAGCGCACGGUUCAUGGCGAGGAGCUGCCUUACGUAUUGGGUAUUCCAUUGAGCGGCGAGGGCCAUCACCUGAGCGCAGCUUACGACAGAGGCGAGGCGCUGCUGUCGAAGGCCAUCAUGGACUGGUGGUGCAAUUUCGCUUAUUCAGGGAGCCCGAACAACGUCAGGCCACCACCGAGGAGACUGUCUUACCUGAGUGAUGACUACGAGGCCACCUCGCCCUACCAAAUAGACUGGCCGGAAUACGACCCCGAAAACCAGACGUACUUUAAUCUUACCACACCGCCGCAUGUAGGGCACGGCUAUCGCGCCGCGGAAAUGGAAUUUUGGAACGAGGAGAUACCGCAGCUGCUACGCCGACCCAAAGUUAUCGAGCUGUCGACGGAACAGCAGAAGGCGGCCCAGGCGAGGCGUCCGCGUCCGGGUCUGCUGGACAUUUUCGACCGGGAGUACGGCAAUCGAAGCGAACCGGCCAAUGUGCUAAAUCCUGGUGGGAAUUCCAAUGGCGACGACGACAACGAGCUCUUUACAGCCUCUAAUCUUGGCGAUGGCGACGGCGAAACACGCCAAAAGGUCAACUACGGAGCCGAAUUCGGUGGCAAAGGUGUCGGCGACGGUGGUGUCAGUGGUGGAAACGGCACAGGGGAAGAUAGGCCUCGAAGCACCUCGGCGAUGUCGUUACUCAUCGGAUUCGGCGUCGUGUUCCUCCUGAUCAAUGCCACGGCUCUGUUCUAUCUGUAUCGCAAGUGCCACGGUCUGCGCAAUAAAGCCGGGGGCGGCGUCGGCGGCGGCAAUCAUCACACAUUGCUACGUUCGCCCCACGUUAUUGGCGUGGCUCACGCGCAGCAUCAUCAUGAGGAGGAGCGCCAGCAGCAGCUCGGCUAUUGCAACAGCGCCAGCAAGCCCGACCUGCGCGAAAUCAUCAAGAACGACAAGGCCUACGAUAACAAUUCCAACUUCGGCCGGAGAUCGAGGGAUAACUCGUCGUCGACCAUCGACACCAAGGUCAAAGUGAGAGAGUGGAUUCAGCAGGAGAUCGUUCACAGGUGCUCGCCACGCUUUCUCCGUAAAACCCGAGAGACGCUUCAACGUGAGCACCGUGAAAAGUUGAUGCGUCAGCAGCAACAACAGCAGCACACGCUACAGUUCGGCGAAGAGGAAGAGGCCGCCGCAGCCGCCACGCAAGACUGUAACUUGGCUCAAAUUCGCGUAAGACCGGGUGUCCGCCGAGGGCCACCGCCGCCCAAAGUUUCCGUAGGCAUUGACGCCACAAUCACGGCUCGCACCAACUCCGUACUCGAUCAAAUUCCCAUCGAGCUGUCUCGGGCGGCUGCCGCGACUGCCACGGACGAGUAUCUCGACGCAGCCGGCGUUGCGCUGCUAUCCGAGUACUGCGAGCCCUCGGAUUUGCAGCAAAGCGACGAGAAACAACUGCAUUUGGACACAAAAGGAGGACCAAACACGGUGGUCGUGGAGCAUCAUCAUUCCAAGGAUGCGAAUUCGUUGUCGGCCGGCAAGACCGUCGGGCGCAUUCACGAGUCCGACUCGGGCAGUGCCAGCAGUCUCUACGCUAAGGUCAAUCCCAUGAUGAAAUCCCGUUUUCUGAAGAAUCAGCGAAAUCAACAGAACGACGCCGAGUUAGGGCAGUUGCAAUUGCCUCAGCAGCAGCAGCAACCGGUAAACGCAUCAACGACUCUGCCGUGUCUGCUGACGUUCAGGAGCGAUGUGCCGCUCGACGUGAACGUGACGAGCCGCGAGGAGCCCAGCAGCAAUGACUUGGCGGUGGCAGCAUCGGCCAACAGUACGGCCGACAGUCACGAGGAAGCCCUCCGGACAAUCAGGCGUCGCAAUUACCCCAAGGUACUGCCGGACAUCGAGAAACGCCGAUCGUUACCACCGAGGCAAAGACCGCUCGAGCCGCCCUCACCGCCACCGAGACUCUACGGCACAUCCAGAAGCCUGGACUGCGUGGAGGACGGUGACGAAGAGGAGGGUGGAGACGACGAGAACACAACGACAUCGAUCUUACACGUUGGUCCAUUGCGCAAAAAAACCGACUCGACUGGCAAGAACAGAUCGGUGCCGAGUCUGGUGGAUGCCGGGGACCAGUAUCAGAAACAAUUGUCGAGCGCAUCGAGUCUCCCAAUGUGCCCGGUGCACGGCAGUUUGAGAGACGUUUUUUCCGCGGAAACGCUGCCGGCACGCAGCGAGCCGAGAAUCGUCAUCAAGCCUAGGCUCACGGAGAAUCAAACACCGACGUUGCAGCGCGACCUACUCGCGGUGGACGAGCCGGACAGCCCGCGACGAGUCGUGGGCGAUCGUGCGGGCACGAAACUGCCUCGUAUCAUUAUCAAGCCGACGCAAAGCUCGGCGCAACAGCAGCUCGGCACUCUGCCGCGACCUCAGCGACCGGCCAAAUCCACGACGGUGCUCAAUCGAGCGCUCAAUCUCCAAGACAACGAGACGUAUCAGCGCUUGCUGGUGGCGCGUCGAGAAAAAAUGCCUCUGCCCGGUGAGCUAUCGACCGCUGCUGGUGGUGGUGCUGGCGGUGGCGCGACUUUAAUGCGUGUUCCCACGACGCUUCGCCGCACGGACGAAAGGUCAGAAGCCGCCUCAGCCUCAGCCGGCUUGCAGGGGGUCAACAUGCCAGACGCUGCAGUCACGAAGCUCUGA